Pseudozyma flocculosa PF-1 is the source of this 1872-nucleotide messenger RNA. RefSeq lists its product as uncharacterized. The coding region runs from base 1 to 1872 and encodes 623 amino acids. The record is from RefSeq and is a predicted model, not a curated record. NCBI's taxonomy places the organism in Eukaryota, Fungi, Basidiomycota, Ustilaginomycetes, Ustilaginales, Ustilaginaceae. The transcript is spliced from 2 exons.
AUGCUCGUCCCUUCCAUCAUCUCGGCCGUCUCGGCCAUCCUCUUUGGCGCCCUCACCUACCAUCCUUAUCAGGAUCACCUCAAGCUCCACGGGCGUCAGGCAAGCGGCAAAGCCGCCAGUGCAGAUACACUCACCAGCCUCAACCUCGACUCCUGCCACUCAAUCUUCGCCCGCGACAUCCGCACGCCCGCCACGCCUGCAGAGGCAAGCUACUGCGACGAUGUCACCCUCCACCGCCAGUCAGGCAUGGCCUACUUUAGCUGCGACCCUUCCAGGCUGACCUGGGACGCCCGUGCCGGGAUAUGGGACGAUGACCUGGUCGGGGCGCAACCUGGCCAGCAGGGCGUCGGUGCCAUCUGGGCGUGGGACACGACAAAGAGCAGGCACCCGCGCCAGAUGUUCAUCUCCUUCCCGCCUCCCAGCGCCGAAGAGCAGGCACCCGCCGACCUGCACACCUCCUUUCACCCUCUCGGUCUGGCCGUCACCGUGCCUCACCCCUACUACCUCCCCGACAACCUGCGCGCCGCCAACGAGAGCGAAUCGAUCGAGGUGCCCGCAGUGGUCGUGCUGGUCGCCAAUCACCCGCGCCCCCGCAAAUCUGGCGUCAUCGACGUCUUUGUCCACGACCUCGAUGGCGUCGGCGGUCGAGACAAUACGGUCCUGCGCUGGAUCAAGCGCAUCGAGGGCGAGCAGCUCAUGGGAAUAGAUGAUGAAGAGAGGACACCCACCAUCGAGAUCAACCCGUUCCGCAUCGCCGUCUUCGACGAGCAGCACUCUGCCAGCAUUCCCCGGCUUUCUCCGCCUACUGCCGACAGCGAUGCCGACGAGAAGCUCAGCGACGCCGAAUCCGCACGACGCCACAUCCGCAUCCCCAGCUUCUUUAUGACCUCGCUUCCGACCGCGAACCAGCUGGCGACCGACGAUGGCCGGGCCUCGUCGGCCGUCUUCACCUCGUACAUGGACUACGUGCGCGCGUUGCUGCAGCCGAGCCAGCUCAAGGACAUGGAUGGCCCCGCGGAGCGCGUCUGGCUGCACCACGCCUCGGUCUCGCAGACGGUCCCCGUGCGCAUGGACGGCGGCCGGGUCGAUGCCUGGACGGGGUUGCCGCCCUUGAUCCAGGCGUGGGAUGCCAAUGGCGAGCGCGGUGCAUCGAACUCGUCGGCCAGCUCGCUCUUCCUGUCGCGCGUCGACACCAACCGAGCCGGCUUCAGCGAGUGGGAGCAACACUGGGUGCGCGGCAUCAGCUUCGGCAUCACGCCUCACGAGGUCAACGCCGACAAGGAGGGCACCGUUAAACGGCUGAUCAACACGUACACGCCCUCGUUUGUCAGCUUCUGGAAGAAGCCGAUGUCUUUCCCGCUCCGCGCCCUUGCCGUCGACGCCAUCGGCCGUGUAUGGACGGCGGGCACGCCAGACACGCUGGCGACAGAGGCCUGGAUCGAGCACCGACGCAACGAGCAGCGACGCCAGCUGGGUUCGACACGCCACCGCAGCCAGCCGGCUGCCGGCGAGUUCAGCAGCGCACCGCCACGCCCCGCAUCGCAGAUCGACCAGACCACAUUCCUCUACCGGCCCGUGGCUGGCACGCCGCUGCACCCGUGGGACACGGAGAAGCUGGAGCGCCUCAAACGGAACGGCUACUUUACCAAGAAGGAGUUCUACACGUCGCCCGUGUUCAGGCAGCGCGCCGAGACCGAGGCCGAGCUCGAGUCGAGCACGGGCGACGAUGUCGAGAAGGGCAAGACGUUCCUGCCCACUGUUCCGACAGCCAUGGCCGUGGACCACGAGAGGGGCUUCGUCAUUGUCGCGGGCGCCUACGACGAGAGGGGCGUGGCCAAGUGCAGUAUUCCGCAGGGCUGGGCCGAAAAGUAG